GAAAGGUUCUGUUUUGGUUUCGACUUGCUAUGGCGGCUGUGAGUUGGUUUGCAUGCAGGCAACUGCCUCGCAUCGCGUCCCAGUUCGGUCGGUACCUGAGGCGGACUGGACCGCUCCACCCCGGAGCCCCGGUGCGGAGAUUCACGCCGACUCCUCGCUCGCGGAUCGCGGAGAAAGGUUCAUGGGGCAAAACGCGGAUACUGGAGCAAUCUCAUUUGACAGAACUCGAUAAGGCGGAUGCACUGAUGUUGAGAAAGUCCCAUGAGACAGGAUUCCUCUCCUGGUUCCGUAAUGGCCUGCUAGCCACAGGGAUAGGGGUCAUCGCAUUUGUACAGAGUGAUGUGGGCAGGGAAGCUGCUUAUGCGUUCUUCAUCCUGGGCGGCGUGUGCGUGUCGUUCGGCGGGGCGUCGUACGUGAGCAGCCUGUUCGCCCUGCGGCGCACCAUGCUGCUGUCCGUGCCGGCGGCUCUGCUCCACAGCCUGGUGGUCAGCAGCGUCGCCCUCUUCUGGCUGUGCGCGGUAUCGCUGUACAUCGGCCGGCUGGAGGUGGAGAUCAUCCACGAGGACGAGGAGGACGACGGCGAGGGCGGGAAAGGCCAGGACAAGUGA
Conger conger (European conger) is the source of this 608-nucleotide messenger RNA. It is a transcript of the gene tmem160, whose product is annotated as transmembrane protein 160. NCBI's taxonomy places the organism in Eukaryota, Metazoa, Chordata, Actinopteri, Anguilliformes, Congridae. Bases 30 to 608 code for a protein of 192 amino acids. The record is from RefSeq and is a predicted model, not a curated record. The transcript is spliced from 4 exons.